AUGGACGAAAGUGGUGUGACGACUGUCCACAAGCCUGGGCGUAUUAUUGCCAAGAAGGGCACUAAACAAGUUGGCAAGAUUACGAGUGGAGAGAAGGGGAAAAAUGUAACAGUAAUAUGCGCAGUAAAUGCACAUGGAUCCUAUUUACCACCGGCAAUGAUUUACCCACGAGUAAGGAUGAAUCCUCAGUUGUUAAAAGGAGCACCACCAGGAACAUUAGGCUUUGCAACCAAAAGUGGUUGGACAGACUGUGAGGUUUUUGUGAAGUGGUUAAAGCACUUCACAGAUGUUGUUAAGCCAACCCUGGAAAGAAAAGUCAUACUUCUAGUAGAUGGACAUGCUAGCCAUAAAUCACUAGAAGCCAUUACAUUUGCCAGAGAUCAUGGUAUAGACCUUAUCAGCUUCCCUCCACAUUGCACUCACAGGAUCCAACCACUAAAUUUAACUUUUUUUGGUCCAUUGAAAGGAUAUUAUCGAAGAAUUUUUGGGACUGCAUACAUGAAAUGUGCAACUAUUGACAAAGGCGUUUCCGGUUUUAGAAGUGGAGGAAUCUGGCCAUACAAUAACGACAUCUUCACAGAUGCAGAAUUUGCACCAUCAUUGAUGACUGAAAACAACUUAGUCAUAGACACCGUGGUUGCAGGUUCAUCAGUCAUAGACACCGUGGUUGCAAGUUCAUCAGUCGUAGACACCGUGUUUGCAAGUUCAUCAGUCGCAGACACCGUGGUUGCAAGUUCAUCAGUCGUAGACACUGUGGUUCCAGGUUCUUCAAUUCAGGUCAUGAUACAAUCAUUGUCUCCAUUACCAAAAGCCGAGCCUCGAUCUGGAAAAAGAAAGGCUGAAGCAGCAGAAGCGCUGACAUCAACACCUUUCAAACAAGCUCUGUUGGAAAAGCAUCAACUGCAGCAAAUGAAGGUAGAAAAUCAAGCCAGAAGAAAAUUAAUUCUUAAAAAAAAAGCUGAAGAAAACUGUGGCUGCUUCUUUGGCUGCUCGAGAGAAGAAAACUCCUCCACAAUCUGCUUUUUCUACAACCAAGAAAACAGUGCCAAAGAAGAAAAUUGUUGA
Messenger RNA from Helobdella robusta, 1065 nucleotides. RefSeq lists its product as hypothetical. The transcript is spliced from 3 exons. Gene Ontology annotation, molecular function: DNA binding. The record is from RefSeq and is a predicted model, not a curated record. Gene Ontology annotation, cellular component: nucleus. NCBI's taxonomy places the organism in Eukaryota, Metazoa, Annelida, Clitellata, Rhynchobdellida, Glossiphoniidae. The coding region runs from base 1 to 1065 and encodes 354 amino acids.